Messenger RNA from Hydractinia symbiolongicarpus, 1132 nucleotides. RefSeq lists its product as uncharacterized. Gene Ontology annotation, molecular function: methyltransferase activity. The record is from RefSeq and is a predicted model, not a curated record. Lineage: Eukaryota; Metazoa; Cnidaria; Hydrozoa; Anthoathecata; Hydractiniidae. Bases 166 to 1098 code for a protein of 310 amino acids. The transcript has a single exon.
AAUUUACAUGACUUAGAUAUACGAAGGACUUGAAACUACUGUCGAUACGAUGAUAUAUGUUUUGUUGUUUAUCGCGUCCUCUAAGGGUUAAAAAGUACAAUGCAUGCUGUAUGAUUGAUACUGAAACGUGUUUAUGUUAAAUAUUUUUUAUCAUUUCGUAGAACAAUGGAGAAAGCAAAAGAAGAAUUCCUUACUUUGGUACAAUCCAUCAACAAUUUAGAUGAGAAAAAAUCAUUUUUGAAAUGGGUUGAAGAUUAUUCACGUGACAGCUACGAAAGCAAUUGUUUUCAUGAGAAAGAAGUGAAAUUUGAUAGGACCAAAGCGGAUGUGUUGUUGUCUUGCAUAAAAGCAACACUGAAAAAAAAACUCCCGUUUGACGCUGUUGUACGGAGUGAGAAAAUUUCUUUUCCUACCUGCGGAGAAGAUGCGAAUUUGAAUGCAACUAACUGCGUGCAUGUAGACGCUUUCCUGUAUGAAGAGGGAGAAGUUGACAAAUUGGUUGAUGAAGGGAAGCUUUCGAACAGUUACUGCAGAGACUGCCAGUCGAAAAAUAUAGCUGAUAUAACUUUCAUAACUCACUCAGCAUCAAAGAAAUGUUUGGAGUUCAUAUUUCGGAAUGCUUUGCCGAAUUUGAAAGAAAAAACUGUUCUUGAUGUUGGUUCUAGACUCGGUGUUGUGUUAUACGCAGCUCACGUGUACUCAGAAGCUCGGGAAAUAAUAGGUGUUGAAAUUAACAAGGAGUUUUGCGAUUUGCAGAGAGAAAUUUUGCAAAAAUUUAAAUUGAACGAUCGAUGCAAACUACUCGAAGGUGAUAUUAAGAAUAUGCCCAAUGUUGUGAAAAAAGCUGAUGUCAUCAUUUUGAAUAAUGUAUUUGAAUGGUUUCUAUCUCCUGUAGAGCAAACGAGUGUAUGGCGGUUUCUAUAUAAAAAUAUUAAAAAGGGCUGCAUAAUAGUGGCAGGUCCACCAUUACCUUCUUCUUUGGAGCUGUUAGAUACUGGAAUUGAUGUCGAUAAGUGGGUGGAAGAGAUUUGUUUUAAUGAUUUAAAUCACGAAGAAUUUAUUGAAGAAAUCGAGUUGAAAUUUUACACAGUGUUGUAACUGAUUUUCUUUUGUGAAAAGAAUAUUAAUGUUA